Thamnophis sirtalis is the source of this 1682-nucleotide messenger RNA. Lineage: Eukaryota; Metazoa; Chordata; Lepidosauria; Squamata; Natricidae. The record is from RefSeq and is a predicted model, not a curated record.
GCAUAGGUUACGCUGACUUGGAAAACCGUGUGCUCUGCAGUCCAGAGACUGUCCUACGAAUUGCCAGCAUUAGCAAAUCUCUGACCAUGGUGGCUGUGGCAAAGCUGUGGGAAGAAGGGAAGCUGGAUUUAGAUACUGCUGUGCAGAAGUAUGUUCCGGAAUUUCCUGAAAAAGAGUAUGAAGGUGAAAAGGUCACCAUUACCACAAGGCUGCUUGUGUCCCAUUUAAGUGGCAUUCGCCACUAUGAGAAGGACAUUUCUAAGGUCAAAGAAGAGAAAGAAAAGGCCAACAGAAAGGCCUCAAGAACGGCAGUUUCUGCUGCGAAGGAGAAGGAGGACGGAGAGCCUGGGAAGAAGAGGGACUCGGCUAAAGGCAGGACGGAAGAGGAAGGCAAGCCGGCAAAAAGUGGGAAGAAGAAAAGGGAGUUUGAGCACGAAGAGUAUUACUUGAAGGACAAAUUUGAGCAUGUGGUUGACUCCCUGAACAUCUUUCAGAAUGAUCCUUUAUUCUUUAAACCAGGUAUUACAUUCACAACAAAAAAGGCCAUCUCGUCAACGCCCCCUACGUGGACAACUCUUACAAGUGGGCUGGUGGUGGCUUUGUGUCCACUGUGGGCGACCUUCUCAAAUUUGGAAAUGCCAUGCUUUACAGCUACCAGCUUGGGCGGGUGAAAAACCCGGCUGCUGGACUUCUUCCUGGCUAUCUCAAGCCUGACACAAUAGCAACGAUGUGGACCACAGUCCCAAGCACGAGAGCCUCCCAGGAGAGCGAUUACGCCUAUGGAAUGGCCUGGGUCGUCGUAGAGAAGAAGCAGGAAUAUGGCCACUGCAAAGAGCUGCGACACUACACCUUCCACACUGGCGCGGCGGUAGGAGCAAGUAGCGUCCUACUUAUCCUUCCUGAAGAAGGGACUGCCAGCGGUAGCUGCCUGGUCCCACCCCAAGGCGUGGUCGUCACAAUUAUUUGCAACAUGCAGUCUGUUCACCUUGAUGGCAUUGCCUUAAAAAUUGCAAAGGAAUUUGAAAAGGACAGGUUGGAGAAGAAAUGUGGAAGACUUGAGUGAUUACAAGCAUCUGUAGCGCAGGAGGCCCCCUCCCUCCCUGUCUCUUUCUCAAGUGGAUAGUGCAGCAUUUGACCACUCAUGGGAUAAGCAGACCUUCAUUGAGGGGACGGGAAUGUAGAGUUUUUCUGAUUCAAAUCGUGAAAGGCAUUAGCCAAAUACAUGUGCCAAUCGGACGGUCCACCUCCUCUUCUGCAAAUUGUGAAGCACAGGCUGUAUGCUUGGAACUUUUGCACUGCAGUGAAGACGGCUCUCGGAGAAUUGCAGUCAUGGACAGAGGGGGGAUCUCACCUGCCAAGGUUUGGGUCUCCAUGGGCCUUUGCAAGGGGGAUUCCACCCAGAAGACAUCUGAAAGCCAACAGUGAAUGAAACUGCUUUCCCUCGUGGCUGAGGCAGUUACCGAUGGAGGCCACUCUUCCAAUAUGCAAAAUCGAUGCAGAAUGUCACUGCCAAUACCAUGAAUCGGCUGUCCAAGAUUACUUCAAGCCUCAGAGCGGGUGCUGGCCUUAGAAUUCUGCUUGGUGGACUAUUUAUUUUGUAAUAACUUGCUGCCAACCCGGGCAUCAGAUCGUGAUUGCUCCAUGUGAUCUAAUAUUUGAUUCCUUUAAAAAAAAAAAAAAAA